Hemibagrus wyckioides is the source of this 2351-nucleotide messenger RNA. Its product is annotated as carbohydrate sulfotransferase 1-like. The transcript is spliced from 2 exons. Gene Ontology annotation, biological process: carbohydrate metabolic process; keratan sulfate proteoglycan metabolic process; N-acetylglucosamine metabolic process. The coding region runs from base 498 to 1766 and encodes 422 amino acids. Lineage: Eukaryota; Metazoa; Chordata; Actinopteri; Siluriformes; Bagridae. Gene Ontology annotation, molecular function: N-acetylglucosamine 6-O-sulfotransferase activity; keratan sulfotransferase activity. The record is from RefSeq and is a predicted model, not a curated record. Gene Ontology annotation, cellular component: Golgi membrane.
CGCCUGCUUUUUUUUUCUUUUUUUUUUUAUUACCAGCAACCAACCCACGCGCAUUAUCUCAUUCCCACUCAGGCAGAGAUAUCAGUUGUUCUCCUCUGCUCUUUCCAGCCAAGUGUUCAAAUAUUUCACAGUAUUUUAAAGACUUCUAGGGAUAUACUGUUUAUUGCGCUGUAUGGAUCUACAUCGCGGACAUCGGUCCUUCUUUUCCAUCUGAAGAUCACAGACUUUCACUGAUGCUGCCGCUGUUGCAGGCUGCGGUUCGUGACGGCUUUAACACCAGCUCGGAGAUUGAACGGCACUGCUCACACGAGUGCCUUUCUGAAAGGAGAACGGUGUGUUGACGUGUUCCUCCUCCUCUGUGGUCACUGGAAGGCAUGAAUGCUCGCUCUGUGUUGCUCCCGGUCAUGUCCCUGUGUGGCAGUAAUGAAACGUUUCCUUCUCUGCACUCCAGACAGGACUAGAUCCCGUCCGCAGAGCCUGGAUGAAGUUUCCCAGCCAUGCAAUGUUCUUGGAAGGCUGUGAUACUGCUAGCCUUGGCCUCCAUUGCCAUCCAGUACACGGCCAUCCGGACCUUCACGUCCAAGUCGUUCCAGCUCUGCCCCGUGCCGAUCCAACAGAACUGCAGUCUGAGUGGCCAGGAAGCGGACAGCCUUUUCGAGCGUGGAUGCGAUGAAUAUACCUACUUUAGUUUCAACACAUCACGCAAGACCCACAUCCUGGUGUUAGCCACCACACGCAGUGGCUCAUCGUUUGUGGGGCAGCUGCUGAAUCAACACUCAGAUAUCUUCUACCUGUUCGAGCCACUUUACCACGUCCAGACAGCUCUGAUUCCUCGUCUCUCCCACAGCCGGAAUGCGGCCGACAGGCGAGUGAUGCUGGGAGCCAGCCGGGACCUGCUGCGAAGCCUCUACGGAUGUGACUUGCACUUUCUGGAGAACUACAUCAAACCGCCACCGACCAACCACACCACAGACAAGCUGUUCCGUCGCGGGGCCAGUCGAGCGCUCUGCUCCCAACCCGUCUGCGAUGCCUUCGGUCCUGCUGAGACAAAUGUAGAGGAGGGCGACUGUGUGAAAAAGUGUGCGACUCUCAACAUGACACUUGCUGCCGAGUCUUGCCGGGAUAAGCGGCAUGUUGCCAUAAAGAUCGUUCGGGUGCCUGAAAUCGGGGAUUUGCGCGCACUGGUGGAGGAUCCGCGUCUCAACCUGAAGGUCAUUCAGCUGGUCAGAGACCCACGAGGAAUCCUCGCUUCACGUAUCGAGACCUUCCGGGACACGUACCGUCUGUGGAGGAUCUGGAGGGCAACCGGAAGGAAACCGUACAACCUAGAUUUGACUCAGUUGACGGUCGUGUGCGAAGACUUUUUGAGCUCGGUUUCAACGGGACUCAGCCACCCAUAUUGGCUUAAAGGGAAGUACAUGCUAGUGAGAUAUGAGGACUUGGCAAGGAACCCACUCCAGAAAACCAAGGAUAUCUAUGACUACCUUGGGUUAUCAAUGGACAAAAACGUAGUAGACUGGAUUCACGCAAACACCAGGGGGAGUAAUGAGCUCUUGACCAAACACAAGUAUGGAACAGUGAGAGAUUCGGCGGCUAACGCUGAGAGCUGGAGGCUCAAACUGUCCUUUGACAUGGUAGACUACACACAGUCUGUGUGCCAAAAGAUAUUACACAGGCUGGGCUAUAAAAGUGUCAAGUCCGCCGAGGAACUGAAAAAUAUGUCCGUCUCGCUCGUGGCCGACAAAGUUUUUGUACCGUUUUUAUAAUAAAGAGAGUUGUGAAUGACUAUUUUUGAUAUAUUUAUAAAUGUUGCCUUAUGAUCGGUGUUAAGGCUAUUGAGUACAUCAUCACGUUAAAAAUUGCACUAAAAUUGUAUACAUUUUUUUCCACCUAUAAAAAAAUAGCACAAACAAUAAUGCAGAGUGCACGUCUACUGUCGCAGUCAGAUCUAACCAGUUUUAUUCACCGAAAACUUCGAAAGAAAACGCAAAGAAAACUGACAUUGCUCGUCCUUUCAUGCCUGGCUAUUGCUUUAAGUGAAUGUCACCAUAUUUUCCCAGUCACCCCUUGUCAUAUUUUUCUCAUCGAUCCCCUGAAAGGAACGGUGAUGCCUCGAUGUGGCCGAGACGACACGCUGUAUGAGAACGGUUGUACAAUAAAUCAUGAAUGUUGCAGUUCACCUUUAAUAUCGUGGUGCGUUUCUGCUUCUCUGAUGUCUGUAAUAGAGAACAUUGGGCCACAGAGGUGCAAUAGUACGGACUUUAAAUGAAUAGAGUUUAGCGGAGGAGGUCUUUUGCGGUUUGUAGUAAGAACGACGUGCUGAAAUGUUAAAAAAACAACAACAACAACAA